Capsella rubella is the source of this 1114-nucleotide messenger RNA. Its product is annotated as protein LIFEGUARD 1. Bases 180 to 908 code for a protein of 242 amino acids. Lineage: Eukaryota; Viridiplantae; Streptophyta; Magnoliopsida; Brassicales; Brassicaceae. The transcript has 5 exons. Gene Ontology annotation, cellular component: membrane. The record is from RefSeq and is a predicted model, not a curated record.
ACUUUCCCGGCAAUAUUGGUUACACAGUCACACUGACACACCCGCGAUAAAACGCCGUCCAAUGUAUUCUACGUGGCGGAACCUAAUUGGUUAGUUAGUGUUACUACAGUGACGGAACAGUAACACCAGCGUUACCCUCCCUUUUAUGAACUUUCCUGUCACUUUCCUUAAAACCAAAAAUGGCGAAAUCUGACAUUGAAACUGGUGUUGUUGGUGUUGGUGUUGGUGACGAGCUGUAUCCGGGGAUGAAAGAAAGCUCGGAGCUUCGUUGGGCUUUCAUAAGGAAAGUUUACAGCAUCUUGUCUCUUCAGAUGAUCCUCACCGUCGGAGUCUCCGCCGUGUUCUUCUUCGUCCGUCCGAUUCCUGAGUUCAUCAUCGAGACUACUCCAGGCCACGUCGUCUUUUUCGCCAUCCUUCUUCUUCCUUUACUCCUGCUGUGGCCUCUGUUGGCUUUUGAGAAGAAGCAUCCCAUUAACUGCAUUGUUCUAUCCAUCUUCACUCUCUCCAUUUCCUUCUCUGUGGGGAUUUGCUGCUCUCUUUCCAAAGGGAGGAUUGUUAUGGAGGCUGCAAUUCUCACAGCUGCGAUGGUCUUUGGGCUGACGAUCUACACCUUCUGGGCAGUAAAGAGAGGCCAUGAUUUCUCCUUCCUUGGACCAUUCCUCUUUGGUGCACUCCUCAUUAUCUUCGUCUUCACUCUGUUGCAGCUAUUCCACCCUCUAGGGAAGCUAUCGUCGAUGAUAUUCAGCGGAUUAGCUUCAAUCGUGUUCUGCGGUUACAUCAUCUAUGAUACGAACCAGCUGAUCAAGAAACUCAACUACGACGAGUAUAUCCAUGCUGCCAUUCGUCUCUACCUGGACGUCAUCAAUCUCUUCCUCAAUCUCCUCGGCAUCAUGAGCAACGGCCAGUGACAUGUGGUUCAUCUUCUCUAGUGGUGUCCUUAAUAGCCUACUAAUUGUAGACAUAGAUUUAUCGAAUAUUAAGAAGACAAUAUAGAUGUAUUGUGACUUGUGAGUGUUUAUUGCUUAACAAUACCAAACAUUCUUCACAAGCAGAUUAGUAUAUAACAUGUGAGAAAAGAUCCUCAAUGAUAUAUUUGAUUUCUAAGUCUGGUUAA